Messenger RNA from Brachypodium distachyon (stiff brome), 1127 nucleotides. RefSeq lists its product as uncharacterized. Gene Ontology annotation, biological process: mRNA splicing, via spliceosome. The record is from RefSeq and is a predicted model, not a curated record. The coding region runs from base 91 to 903 and encodes 270 amino acids. NCBI's taxonomy places the organism in Eukaryota, Viridiplantae, Streptophyta, Magnoliopsida, Poales, Poaceae. Gene Ontology annotation, cellular component: U12-type spliceosomal complex. The transcript is spliced from 5 exons.
GCUACCGUUGCGCUACUCCCGACGCACCGCGCCGCCCGCAGACGCAGUCACUCCGCAACCGCCUCGCUAGGGCUCCCUCGACGCUCCGCAAUGACGGCGGCCACCAUGGGAUCGGCGACCCCCGGCCGCGGCGACAUUGCGUUCGGCGCUCUCGACCUCGAGGACAUCGCCCGCGCGGCCGACGCGGACUGCAUCGGCGCGCUCGCCUGCGGCCCCGCCAGCUUCUCCUACCACCGCCUCCCCGAGCCGCGCCUCCGCCUCACCAUCCGCAAGCUAGACGAUUCCUACUUCGAUGUGCAGAUCGCGAGAUCGGCCGCGGUGUGGGAGCUCAAGGCGGCCAUCGAAGCCGUGUUCAUCGCUCUCUUUUAUGACAUGGACAAUGCUAUCACUUGGCAGCACGUGUGGAGUCAUUUCUGCUUAUGCUUCAAGGACGAGAAACUAACGGAUGACAGGGCAACAUUGCGUGCAUUUGGUAUCAAAGAUGGUGAUGAGCUUCAUUUCUCGCAGCAUCUAUCUGUGGACUACAGCCCAUGCAAGAGAUCCAAAAGCCAAAGGUCAGCAUCUCACAGAAGGUCAAGGACUUCAGUGGACGAUUUCGGUGUCAGAUCAAGGACUUUGUUGGACGAUCUCAUCGAAGAAGACGAGGCUGAGAAACUUACUACUACUAGGCAUUCUACGAGUGCUCUAGAAGAAGGUUUUGGUGUUUAUCAGCAAUAUGAGUACAUGGAGGAAGGCGGCAAGAAAGGAAGUUUCUUUAGCAAUUGGUUCUCCUACUCUAGGUUGAGGGGUAACAGGAGGACACACUCAGAGGAUGCCGCCCAAUCCUCUUGCGAAAAGAAAGCCAAUCGGCCAAAACUGGGGAAAUGGCUGUCUUCCAAAAAAUCGAAGGCCCAGAGGAAAUGAUGCCCAAAAUGCUGCCUAUCUGGCAUUUGCUAAUUUAUUUUCUGAAAUGGGGUUCUGAAAAGCAUCAGAUGACAGAUGACUACGUGCACACGACUUAGAAUAGGCCAUUAGCUAGGUGACCUUAAAUUUCAAUGUAUAUAUGUGUUUUUCACACAUUUAACCUCUGGAACUAUGUUUUGCAUAAAAGACAAUAACUGAUGCUUGACAAAAGAAGUUUGGAAACA